Molecule: messenger RNA, 1650 nt
Organism: Microbotryum saponariae
Lineage: Eukaryota; Fungi; Basidiomycota; Microbotryomycetes; Microbotryales; Microbotryaceae
Source: the annotation of a GenBank genome assembly
AUGCAGCAGCUGCACAACAUGGGUCGCAACGGCCCACCGCCGCCACCAUCCCACGGUCCACCUCCACUAUCGAACCAGCACCAACAGCACCAACAACAACCGCAGCUGCAACAGCCGCCACAGCAACAGGCCGGUCCAGCAGCGGGCGUCGUCGUCCGACCGGGCGAAGAACCGCGUAUCCGGGAGGUCUGGGCCAACAACCUCGAGGAGGAAAUGGCGCACAUUCGAGCUAGUAUCGAAAAGUACCCGUAUGUCGCGAUGGUGAGCCCUCCCUCUCCCUCGUCCGCGCUGAGUCGGCUCGACUGCAACUGCAACUGCAACUGACCGCGUGACCCCCCCCCCACUGCACUGCGAUGCUGUGACGCUCCGACCAGGAUACCGAGUUCCCAGGUGUGGUCGCUCGACCCAUCGGUUCCUUCCGUGGCUCGUCCGACUACCACUACCAAACGCUGCGGUGCAACGUCGACCUGUUGCGCAUCAUCCAGCUCGGAUUGACCCUCGCCGAGCAGAAUGGCGAGCUCGCUCCCGGGGUGUGCACGUGGCAGUUCAACUUCAAGUUCAACAUAAAGUAGCUCAUCGCAUCAUCGACAGAGAAGGCGCAUGUAGCAUGGGCAUGGAGCGUCGACUUUGCUAACUGACGUUCCUCCGCUCGCGCUCCCCCCGUCCCCGUCCGUGUGUUCCUCCUUUCACAGUGACGACAUGUUCGCCCCCGAAUCGAUCGAACUACUCGUCAAAUCAGGCAUCAACUUUAAACGCAACGAAGAGUACGGCAUCGACGUCGAGCACUUUGGCGAACUGCUCAUCUCCUCCGGACUCGUCUUGCUCGAGGACGUGCAAUGGGUGUCGUUCCAUAGGUCAGCACACUUUUUCACGGUGCACAGAGAACUGAGUGACACUGGGCUGAUGACUGUUGUAUGCAUUAUCUCAGCGGCUACGACUUUGGCUACCUCCUCAAGAUCGUAUCCUGCGCUCCCUUACCGCCUACAGAAGCCGAGUUCUUUGACUUGUUACGCAUCUGGUUCCCGUGUAUUUGGGACAUCAAGGUGCGCUCAUCCGGAGAUGAGAAAAGCGGAACCUCUCGGUGGUGGGACUGACUCGCGGUGUUUCCGGCGGGCGAAAACAGUAUUUGAUGAAGAGUUGCAAGUCGCUCAAGGGGGGUUUGCAGGAAGUGGCCGAUGACCUCCAGGUUCGUAAACACCCAUCUUGAUGCUGGCAAAGCCCAGAAUCUGAUCCCGUCAAACCAUACCCGGUACCUCAGGUCCCGCGGGUAGGACCCCAACACCAAGCGGGGUCGGACUCGCUCCUGACCGCCGCGACGUUUUUCAAAAUGCGCGGCAAGUUCUUUGACGACGCGCUCGACAACAAGUUCAUGGUCAGUCCAAAAAGGCCCCCAUUCACCCAAAACCAAAACCCGCCCCAUCUAAGCAUACCCUCCCUCCCCAACAGGGCGUGCUCUACGGCCUCAACUCGUCCUCAACCGAACGCAACCCCGCCCAUCCGAGAGAACACAACGGUGCCGUCCAUUACCCGCAUCCAGCUCAAACGCAACCCCCCGCCUCUGUACCACCACAGAAUGUGACCCCGUUGGCGGCGGCAACGUCCGCGGCGAUUGCGAUCAUGAGCCCGAGUCGGAAUAAUACGGGGCGGUAA